This is a messenger RNA of Verticillium dahliae VdLs.17, 1068 nucleotides long. RefSeq names its product tRNA(Ile)-lysidine synthase. The record is from RefSeq and is a predicted model, not a curated record. The transcript has a single exon. The coding region runs from base 1 to 1068 and encodes 355 amino acids. Gene Ontology annotation, biological process: tRNA processing. Gene Ontology annotation, molecular function: ligase activity, forming carbon-nitrogen bonds; ATP binding. NCBI's taxonomy places the organism in Eukaryota, Fungi, Ascomycota, Sordariomycetes, Glomerellales, Plectosphaerellaceae.
AUGAGCGUCCCCGUCUUCCACCAUGUCCCCAAGCCCAUUUCCUUCGUCGAGUUCAGCGAGGCCGUCCGCGCAACAUGUCCGCCGCGAUUCCCCCACGCCCUGUACACGGUGCCUCGUCGCGUGGCCCUCGCCGUGAGCGGCGGUGCCGACUCGAUGGCCCUCGCCUUCCUCUUCAGCCGCCUGCGCACUCUCGACCAGGGCAUGAAGGUUGCCGACAACAGCAUCGUCGCCAAACCCACCGCCUUUGUUGUCGACCACCGCCUGCGUCCCACGAGCACCAAGGAAGCCAACCGGACCAUCGACCUCAUCCAGUCCCUCAGCAAGUUCAUGAAGGCUGAGCUUCUCACCAUCCACUGGGCCCGCGAGCUGGGCCUGACCAACACCGCCGCUCGCCAUUUCGACCCCAACGCCCUGCCCAACGUCGAGACGCUCGCACGCCGCCUGCGCUACCGCCGCCUCGGCAUGGCCUGUGCCGCCUUCGACAUUGCCAGCCUCUUCACCGCCCACCACCAAGACGACCAGUACGAGACGGUCCUCAUGCGCCUGCUCAACGGCCACCGUGCGCGGGGCCUCCGUGGCAUGGCCCCCGCCGCCAACAUUCCCGAGUGCUUCGACAUACACGGCGCCUACGAGAGCGGCUUUGUCGACGACCAGCUGCGGCCCCAGCCCUACAUCCGCUUCCAUCCUCGGAAGAAGGACUGGCGCCUCAUCCGCCGCGACAUGCGCCGCGACCUCGACAAGGCCGCCUACGCCGCUGAGCUGCGCCGCGGCCUGCAGACGGAGCUCGACAUUGCCUACAUCCACCAGCAGUAUGCCGACGGAGCCGGCAGCAGGCCCUUGUCGAGGCGACACGCGCCGCCGCUGCCGCCGCUGCCGCCCAUCCAGACCGAGGACGCCGGCGUCGUCGUCUACCGGCCCCUGCUCGCCUUCCCCAAGGACCGUCUCAUCGCCACGUGCGAGGCCAACAAUGUGCCGUGGAUCGAGGAUCCCACCAACAAGGACCCCACCAUGACCAUGCGCAACCGCGUCCGCUACAUGUGGAAGGGCCACGACCUCCCCGCGCGCUGA